Molecule: messenger RNA, 3411 nt
Organism: Orbicella faveolata
Lineage: Eukaryota; Metazoa; Cnidaria; Anthozoa; Scleractinia; Merulinidae
Molecular function (GO): ATP hydrolysis activity
Source: RefSeq, a predicted model, not a curated record
AAUUGAGGCUUAAGUUUUCAAUAUGCGCAAACCGUGACUGAGCUCCUUUAGAAAAAUCAGUCUUUUCUUAACUGAACAUGAACUACUUGAAAAAAAAACUCUAAAUGUAACCAAGGUAGCACGUACAAUAAAAAAAUAAAGCCAAAAAAGGAAAUUGAUCAUUUAUUUCUUCAUUUAUUCUUUCCUUCCUUAAUUCCCUCCUGCCUUCCUUUCUUCGUUCCUUCAUUCGCCUGGCCAUUCAUUCAUUCAUCCAGCUACUAAUUUAUUCCUUGCUUCACUGGUUAGUUUCCGUAAAGACUAAUGAUCCAGGCUUCCGCGACGGAGUCGCUUUACCAAAACAGAAUUUACGAGAAACUUGCACCACGGAACAGGCUGAACAGUCUUGUGCAGCCAACCUGAUACAGAAGUGUCUUUUAUUUUGAGCCACCGAGAAAAUCUGAAAAAUGAAACAAAUGUCUCCUUAACCUGGCAGAGGUAUUAUUUCCUCAUUCUGCCUCUAGUUACUGAAGAAAAAAAACCAUCACCGCUGAGAAAUAGAAAAGAGAAAACCUCUGGAACCAGAAUAUUCCGCUGAGGGAGUUCUGAGGGCGAAAAUGAAAAUGCCUUUUCAGUCUAUCUGAAAUUAUGUGAGACAGGUUGUCGUUCCAGUGCGUCGCUUAGCCCUGUCGCGGCGUGAAGAAUGGGAAGGAAUUAAGGAGUGGCUUUUCAGUCCAUCAAAUUCCAACAUAUUCCACGCAGCCGACGAUGCCGAAGACAGCUUCGAAGGCGACUUGAGACAAGAUGAUCGCACCAAGCUAAGUAGAAAGCACAAGAACGGUCAAAACUACAAACGGGGGUUCACAUUGAAUGUUGCCUUGAUUAAAGAAUAUUCGCCAGGAUACACUCAAAGUUUUCACAAUGGCAUUUUCUCCUGAGCGACUGAACUUUUUCAAGUUAGCAACUAUUGUGCUUGAUGAGUUCCCAGUCGCCGCGCGUCUUGCCACUACACCUGGCACUCCAAUGUACGACGACCCUGAAACGGUUAAGAGCAAUGUUCUUGAAAAAAAGGGGGAUAAAAUUGGAGUUGCGCCAACACUGAACAAGUCCAACGAGGAGUGUCCAACCGCAAAUUCUACAAUCUCAGCUCCGGUCAAAGCCACUCACUCUGAUCAAACCUUCGCCAUGCAAGACGGGACUGGAGACGUGUAUAACCGCAUUUUGGCUGAAAGACGGUGUGUUAACAGACCUGGAUUAUCGCUUGUUAGCCGCCCUGAAUAUUUUCCCGGAAGCACUGGACACCGUGGAAUAUUUUUUUUGUUGUUGUUGCAAAUUUUGCUUUUUUGCGAUAGUAGUACGGAAAAAAUCGACAACGACACCUUUGAUGGUUACAUGCAGCUGAUAAAGGAUGCCUUCACUGCACUUGGUCAGGACACCACCAGGAUCGAUGAGAUUAGAAAGUUGUUUGGAGAAGACUUCCCCCCCGCAAGGAUACACAAGUUGAAGGAAAAGUUAAAGAGAGGAAAAGGUGCUGCCGUCAAGCUCAAACAGAUUGACAAAAUCGAGUUCGAAUUAGCAAUUUUGAAGAGAAAACUGACAGAUGUCGAAUCAGGCGUUGAAUGUGUUCAAGAUGGGUUCACACACGUGAUGACGAGUAUGGAAGGUCUGCUGUCAGAGAUGAAGGCACUAAACGCAGAUAUUGCAAUGCAAGAGGAACGCUCAAAAGGUCCGCUGUUUCCAUACUCCGGCAUACCUGAUAAGAUACCACACUUUAUUGGUCGCCAAGAAGAGAGCCAAGUUAUCCUGGAUCAUUUAACAGCGGGAGACACUCGACUGGUUGAUGUCUGGGGUCCACCAGGAUUUGGCAAGACGUCAGUGGCCAUUAACGUAGCACAUCAUUUGCGAGCGAUGGAGAUUCCAGUCUACUUAGUAUCUCUUCGCGGAAUGACAAGUAAAGGUGAAUUAGUGUCAAAGCUGUUCAGUAAAUUUGCCGUCACUAAACAGGUACCUCAUCCUCAAAUCUCCGCCCCCGAUUGGCUCAUCGGUUGUUUACGGCAGCUGCAGGAUCGCCACGUCCUAAUUCUGGAUAAUGCUGACGACGUUCUGGAAUCUGGAGAUGCCAAACUCAGGGAAGAGGUACUUCGAUUUACGGAGGAGAUUCUCACUGAAUGCAAUCACAUCAAGCUUCUCUUCACUACUCGUGAACGUCUGGACUACCUGAGCCACAAGGUUCCUGUCCAUCAUGAAAGAGUUGGUGUACUAGAUGAAGUAUCCUCGGUGAAUUUAGUGCAUUCCCUAUUGCCAAAUUGUUCUGGAGAUGAUUGCAGUAGCAUAGUUAAGGUAUGUGGACAGGUUCCUCUGGCAAUACGAUUGAUGUGUAGCAUUAUCAGAGAAGAAAAUGCAUCGCCAGACGAACUUUUAGAAGAACUGAAGAUUUUGCCCCUCGUUGAAGUUUUGGACAAUGCAAGUUUUUCCGAUGAUACGCGACUGAAGAGGAUGAUAGACAAAUCUUUUCAAAGACUUACAGAUCAAGAGAAACGCGCAUUCGUGUCACUGGCUGCUUUUCAGGGAUGUUUUGGGAUAACAGAUGCGACGACCGUGUUACAUUUGAAGACAGACCGAACAAAGAAAAUUCUUCGAUCACUGGAACGGAAAUCUUUAAUAGAAUCCUGCGUCGAAGAUACGGAAACUGCCUUUAGAGUCCAUCCAGUCCUCCGAUCUUUUGUUGAAGAAAAGAAAAGAACUGACCAAGGCUUUCUUUCCGCAAAACUCAGAUUUUACUAUUUAAAAAUCAAACGUUUUGCAAGAGCCUUUAAAGAGUUUUUAACAGGUCGCUUGUGUGGGGCCGUUUCUAAUUAUUGUAAGAAAGGCUCCCGGCUUUCAUCCCUUUUUGAUGAUGAGCUCUGCCGAAGAGUGGUAGAAGUAUUGUCCAAGGCAGAGCGUUUUCUCUCUGUUGUUCGAUCCUAUUUUGAGAACCGCUAUGAAAUAGCACGAAAAGAAGCAAAGAAAAGGCAAAACAUGGCUGCCAAACGGACGUCGCCUGAUACCGAGGAAACCAGGGCUCAAGUGAAGAAGUUUCAUUCUUGGUCUGUACCACCAAGUAAAAAGCAAGCUACGAACGAAAGCGAGGGAAGACCUCUGCGGAUUGUGAAAGUGUUUAUUCCAGUGCAAGAAGGGAAAGCUGAAGAACAGGCUCUCGCCUUACCUGUUGCAGAUCAAGACCCUCUUCGUCCUCACAUAUGCGACUCACAAGAUGUUGUUGUUCAACUACAAGAAGAUCUGCAGUUGGAACAAGUCUCUUUAGAAACUACAGAGCCAGAUACGGAGGGCUUGGAAACAAGUGAGGGGCAGGCGCUUAUCUUACCUUCUUCCGUUCAAGACGCUCUUCUGUCAAAAUCAUGUGAUGCAGACGAGGUCGUGAAUCGACUACAAGAG